AUGACCGAUCUCAUCGAUUUGCGGAUGCAUCAGCACAUCGCACACGAACUCUACCGACAGCAAAUGUUGCAACGAAUACCAGAUCCGUUCCCAACGAUGCUGCCGGUUCCGGUGCCAUCGAUGCAUGCGAUGGCUCUACCACCGCGUUACUCGCUGCCGGGCGUGGAGCUGAAGCUCCAGAACAAGGAACUGUGGCGAGAGUUUCACAAGAUCGGCACCGAGAUGAUCAUCACCAAGAGUGGACGCCGAAUGUUUCCGUCGAUGCGCCUAACGGUGGACGGGCUGGAUGCGGACACAAAUUACUGCGUGCUGCUCGAGAUGAUGCCCAUUAGCGACUGUCGGUUCAAGUUCAGUGGCUCGCAGUGGGUACCGGCGGGCGGGGCCGAACCCCAGAGCCCCCAGCGCUUCUGCCUGCACCCGGACAGUCCGGCCCUCGGUACCCACUGGGCCUCCCAGCCGAUCGUCUUCAACAAGGUGAAGCUCACGAACAACACGCUCGACAAUAAUGGCCACGUCGUACUCACCAGCAUGCACAAGUACCAGCCACGGAUCCACAUCAUCCGCACCUCGGACCCAUCGCAGAUUCCCUGGGCCGCCCAGCAAGCGUUCGUCUUUCCGGAAACCGAGUUCGUCGCCGUAACGGCCUAUCAGAACGAUCGCAUCACGAAGCUGAAGAUCGAUAACAACCCGUUCGCCAAGGGAUUCCGCGAGACGGGCCAGUCGCGCUGCAAGCGCAAGAUGGGCUGCAAUGCAUCAACGUCAUCCUCGUCCUCGUCGGGCGGCGGAGACGGCACCGGUGGUGGCGGUGGUGCCGACGGUGGUGGACAGCUGACGGACGAUGAGGAUCGCCACGAGCACGAGCAGCUCGGCAAGCGGCCCCGAUCCGACGGUGGAUCGCCGGAUCCUUUACGGCAGCAACCGAUGCGACACCUGCCACCGACCGGCCCGGAGAUGCUGCUCAUGCGCCACUACAACCAGAUGUUCAACCCGGGCUGGAUGGACCUCAUGCUGCCGUACUUUGCCCGCCAACCGCCCUACCUGCCACACGGCCACCCGCAGCACCCGCCGCAGAGUCAUCACCAUCAUUCGCACCAUCACCAACAUCCGCACCACCAUCAGCAUCCGCCCGGGAUGGCCGGGUCACCGUUUCAUCCGUUUGGCCACCAUCCGGGCAGCCACCCGACCGCCAUCCCUCCCGUGGUGUCACCGGCCCACUCCAAUCCGGAAUCGGUGGACGGGCGAUCAUCAGCGUUCAGUGCCGGGCCGGCCGGGCCGGGCAGCGAUCAGGAGUCGGCCACGGGUGAACGGCCUCCGACGAGUCCUGCCGGAUCUCCGCGGCCCACCAUACACCGACCGGCGGCCAUCAGGCCACCGGCCUCGCCGCUGGAAGCGAGCCCCGGUUCCUUGCCGGGUCCGGCCGUGGAACCGGGCGAAGUGGAAGCGGCCGCCGAUGGGACCGGUGACGCGGAUCGGAAGAUCAACUUCAGUAUCGCCUCCAUUCUGUUGCUCUAG
This is a messenger RNA of Anopheles bellator, 1512 nucleotides long. Its product is annotated as T-box transcription factor TBX6-like. The transcript is spliced from 5 exons. Gene Ontology annotation, biological process: cell fate specification; positive regulation of DNA-templated transcription; heart development. The record is from RefSeq and is a predicted model, not a curated record. Gene Ontology annotation, cellular component: nucleus. Bases 1 to 1512 code for a protein of 503 amino acids. NCBI's taxonomy places the organism in Eukaryota, Metazoa, Arthropoda, Insecta, Diptera, Culicidae. Gene Ontology annotation, molecular function: RNA polymerase II cis-regulatory region sequence-specific DNA binding; DNA-binding transcription factor activity, RNA polymerase II-specific.